Branchiostoma belcheri (Belcher's lancelet) is the source of this 12728-nucleotide messenger RNA. RefSeq lists its product as uncharacterized. The record is from RefSeq and is a predicted model, not a curated record. NCBI's taxonomy places the organism in Eukaryota, Metazoa, Chordata, Leptocardii, Amphioxiformes, Branchiostomatidae. Gene Ontology annotation, molecular function: [protein-PII] uridylyltransferase activity; protein binding. The transcript has 17 exons.
ACGCCGUGGGUUAAGUUGUGAGAAACUCCGUGCGGAGAAAUAAAUAACAUAACAUUAAAAGAACUGAUACAACACGCUACCUGACAUGUUUACGAGUACUGGCGAUGUUUUAGUGGGAGUACUGGACUUUUGGACCUUGUUAUCGGCUGAGGGAUGAUGUAAUGCUGACACCAGCAGCGGGAUGUUUGUCCAGACCUGUGUUUGCUCGAGUCACGCGCAUAAAGCCAACACGGAGAACGGGGAACAGUUUUACAGACGUUCUCUCAGCGGAGGGUCGCCAUGUUGCGGGUGUGUGAGAAACUCCGUGAGGCGGACGAGAAGGGCAGGAGGUACGGACUAGCCCGGGCGGAGACAGGCUACCUCCGUGCCCUAGUGGACGCCAUGGCCGAAACGGACAGGCUGGCGGAAGUGGAGCUGCUCAAAACUCUGGGCGACGUGAACGUGGAGAAGGGAAGACUCGGGAAGGACGUGGGGAAGUUCAACACAGCCUUGGCGCUUUAUCUGGCUGCUAUGGUGCGGUGUUGCCAUGAAGAACAGGCAGAUGGUAUAGAACACCGCUACCACUACACGGAGAGGCUUUUACAAGGGGUGUCGUCACAUGGUAAGGAACAGUCAACUGAAGACAAGGAGACGACUACACCUGCAAAGGUAGCGGCAAAGUUUCAAGCCCUGGACAAAAGACGGGCUGCCGGAGGUAACACAGACUCUUUGCUGGUUGGAUACGCACAGGUGAUGGUAGAGGCGAUAGUAAACGACAACAGCAUGUUAGAAACAGAAGCGAUCAAGAGUCUGGGUGACGUGUACCUGAAAAGAGGAACAGAAACUGGAGACACUAGAAACUUGACUAGAGCUACUGCUCUGUACAACAGGGCACUGGCGCGGUGUCACAACGUUCAUGGAACAGUUGUCAUUGUACACCGCUUACUGCACACCGCAAAAAUCAGACAAGACAUCACCACAACAAGAAGCAAGAGGUCAACACGUCCGCAAAAACAGCAAGACGUGAGAGGACAGAAGGGCCACUUCUCUCCCUUCUCAGCUGCGCCCACUAGCGACGAGACCAGAAGUCAAGUUAAAGACGAGAUGUUAGUGCUUUUAUCCUACUGCAGGUACAUCCAGACGGCAGACCGUGACUUAGGAAAUGGAGACCUGGACGCAGCAGAGCAGAACCUAGCAGCCGCUCUGAAGCUUGUUCACGAUCGCAGUAAACCCAACAAGGCCGUAGAAGCCGACUGUCUGUGCAGGUUGGGUGACGUCUACGUCGAGCGAGGUAAGCGGACAGGAGAAGGUAGGAAAUUCACACAGUCGGCAGCUCUGUAUAACGCCUCCAUGGCCAGAACAGAUGGAGACAAACAAAACUUGGUAACAAAGCUGCAAGAAACAGAAAGGCAGUUUCUUAGAAACACCUGUAACCUUGACUGUGAACCGUGCCCGUAUAGCAGCGCGUUAGAUCACAUAAAGGAACUGGACAACUCGCGCGCACGUGCAAAAUCUCAGCUCGAAACAAUUCAUCAGGAACACAACCCUUAUCAGUAUGAUGAAGACGACCCCGUCGUGAGAGAGGUAGAGAUCAAACGAGCUGAAGCAAUCAAGAACUUGUUCAAGACCAUCACAUUUGGAAGACGAGAGUUCAUCCAAGUACUGACAGAUGAAUGCAUCGCCAAACUCGGACCUCCUCCCUGUAAGUACGCUUUCAUGGGGUUGGGGUCACAAGCCACAGAACUGGUGACGCCAUACUCCGACCUGGAGUUCGCCAUUCUGAUUGAAGAGGGGAAGGAUGAUGAUGAUACACGGAGGUACUUCCUAAAUCUCACACACUACUUACAUCUAAAAGUCAUCAACCUUGGGGAAACCAUCCUCCCAGCCAUGGCCAUCCCGUCACUCAACGACUUUCUCUCAGAAGACCCAGAGAAAGACUGGUUCUUCGACUCCGUCACACCUCGCGGCUUCGCCUUCGACGGCUUCAUGCCAUGGGCUUCUAAAACUCCGUUUGGAAGAGACCAAACCAAACGUAAACCUCCGGUUAUUCUCAUCCAGACUCCUGCCGAGUUGGCCAAGUAUCAGUAUAUCAGAAUUGCCCUGGCGGAAGGCUAUCACCUGUCAGACAUCCUCAGACGGGUGACCUACUUAACAGGGGAUGAGUCUUUGGUAGAGGAGUAUACAACCAUUGUCAGCAAAAGUGUAGACCGUUCCCCUGUUCUGUCACGUUUCUCAGCAAUGAUAAUACUGAAGGAUAAUAUUGAACAAAUUAAAAACGUUAAACCAACUGACCAACUUCUGAAUGUGAAAAAAGAAAUCUACCGUUUUCCUAGCAUGGUUGUUGAUGUGUUGAGUAUUUGCUGUGGUAUGACGAUCCCCAGUGUGUGGGGAACGAUAGAAGAGUUACACAAGACACAGCGGAUCAGUCACGAAGAUGCCCACCACUUGACUGUACUGAUCAGCAUCUCAGCGGAGCUACGGUUAAGAACGUAUAUUGCCAACGGAGGACAAACGGACAGACUGUCUCCUCUCACAGAGAUGAAAACCGAACUGGACAAACAUGACGUAGAUGACACUUUCGUCGAGUCAGUUUUCCAUAUACCGGAAUCCAAAAUGUUGUUCAGGUACUACUAUACUGUCAUUCCAUUAAAAAGAUGCAUUUUGGAUACAGUUCAAAAGGAAAAUCAAACCACCAAUAUAUUCCCAACAGCCAUAUUUGACACCUCAUCUCUAACCAGGGGUCGAAUAGCACAACAGCUGUUGCAGUUUGAGGCAUCCAAGCCUAUGAGUUAUUACGAACAGUCACUUAAGACGAGCAAAGUCAUUCAUGGUGAAACAACGCCACAUCCUGAUAUUGCGUCAUCACUUAACAACAUUGGAGCAUGUUGGAGUCGGCUUGGUGAUCAUAGAAAAGCUAUCAGUUAUCACGAACAGUCCCUGAAGAUGAUGAAAGCUAUCUAUGGCGAAACAAGGCCACAUCCUGACAUUGCUAGUUCACUAGGCAACAUUGGGAACUGUUGGAGCGACCUUGGUGAUCAGAGAAAAGCAGUCAGUUAUCACGACCAAUCACUGAAGAUGAGGAAAGCUAUCUAUGGUCAAACAACGGCACAUCCUGACAUUACAAAAUCACUAAAAAAUAUCGGGGCAUGUUGGCGUUACCUUGGCGAUCAGGGAAAAGCUCUCAUUUAUCACGAACAGUCACUGAAGAUGAGGAAAGCUAUCUAUGGCGAAACAACGCCACAUCCCGACAUUGCUUCAUCACUAACCAACAUUGGGUCAUGUUGGAAUGAGCUUGGUGAUCAGAGGAAAGCUAUCAGUUAUUUCGAACAGUCCCUGAAGUCGAAGAAAAAAAUAUAUGGCGAAACAACGCCACAUCUCGAAAUAGCUGAAUCACUAAACAACAUUGGCCUGUGCUGGAGUGAACUUGGUGAUCAGAGGAAAGCUAUCAGUUAUCACGAACAGGCACUAAAGAUGAGGAUAACUAUCUAUGGUGAAUCAACGCCACAUCCCGACAUUGCGUUGUCGCUUAACAGCAUUGGGGCAUGUUGGAGUGGCCUUGGCGAUCAGAGAAAAGCUAUCAGUUAUUACGAACAGUCACUGAAGAUGAGGAAAGCUAUCUAUGGCAAAACAACGCCACAUCUCGAAAUUGCAUCAUCACUUAACAACAUUGGGACAUGUUGGAGUCACCUUGGUAAUCAGAGAAAAGCUAUCAGUUAUUAUGAACAGUCCCUGAAGAUGAGGGAAGCUAUCUAUGGUCGAACAACGCGACAUCCAAAUAUUGCUGGAUCACUAAACAACAUUGGGAACUGUUGGAGUAACCUUGGCGAUCAUAGGAAAGCUAUUAGUUAUCACGAACAGUCACUGAAGAUGAUGGAAGCUAUCUAUGGCGAAACAACGCCACAUCCAAACAUUGCUGGAUCACUAAACAACAUUGGGUCAUGUUGGAGUGACCUUGGUGACCACAGCAAAGCUAUGAAGUAUUACGAACAGUCACUGAAAAUGAUGAAAGCUAUCUAUGGCGAUACAACGCCACAUCCCGACAUUGCUAAAUCACUAAACAACAUUGCGGCAUGUUGGAGUCACCUUGGUGAUCAGAUGAAAGCUAUCAGUUAUUACGAACAGUCACUGAAGAUGUUGAAAGCUAUCUAUGGGGAAACAACGCCACAUCCUGACAUUGCUUCAUCACUAAACAACAUUGGGAUAUGUUGGAGUGACCUUGGUGAUCAGAGGAAAGCUAUUGGUUAUUACGAACAGUCACUGAAGAUGAAGAAAGCUAUAUAUGGUGAAACAACGCCACAUCCCGCCAUUGCUUCGUCAUUAUAUAACAUUGGGGCAUGUUCGCACAAACUCGGUGAUCACAGUAAAGCCCUCAGCUAUUACGAACAGGCAUUGAAUAUGAUGAAAGUUAUCUACAGGGACAACCCGGCACAUCCCUACAUAGCAGGGGUACUGAACAAUAUCAGACUAUGUAAAAGUGCCCUCCGCGAGGACAUUUUGUAGCAGAAAGUCGCCAUGUUGCGGGUGUGUGAGAAACUCCGUGAGGCGGACGAGAAGGGCAGGAGGUACGGACUAGCCCGGGCGGAGACAGGCUACCUCCGUGCCCUGGUGGACGCCAUGGCCGACACGGACAGGCUGGCGGAAGUGGAGCUGCUCAAAACUCUGGGCGACGUGAACGUGGAGAAGGGAAGACUCGGGAAGGACGUGGGGAAGUUCAACACAGCCUUGGCGCUUUACAUUGCUGCUAUGGUGCGGUGUUACCAUGAAGAACAGGCAGAUGGUAUAGAACACCGCUACAACUACACAGAGAGGCUAUUACAAGGGGUGUCGUCACAGGGUAAGGAACAGUCAACUGAAGACGAGGAGACGACUACACCUGCAACGGUGGCGGCAAAGUUUCAAGAUCUGGACAAGAGACGGGCUCCCGGAGGUAACACUGACUUUUUGCUGGUUGGAUACGCACAGGUGAUGGUAGAGGCAAUAGUAAAGGACAACAACAUGUUAGAAACAGAAGCGAUCAAGAGCCUGGGUGACGUGUACCUGAAAAGAGGAACUGAAACUGGGAACACUAGAAACUUGACUAAAGCUACUGCUCUGUACAACAGGGCGCUGGCGCGGUGUCACAACGUUCAUGGAACAGUUGUCAUUGUUCACCGCUUAUUGCACACCGCAAAAAUCAGACAAGACAUCACCAGAAGAAACAAGAAACAACAAGGCUUUAGAGGACGAAAGUACCGCAGGUACAUCCAGACGGCAGACCAUGAUGUGAGAAAUCGAGACCUGGACGCAGCAGAGCAGAACCUCGUAGCCGCCCUGAAGCUGGUUCAUGAUCGCAAUAAACCCAACAAGGCUAAAGAAGCUGACUGUCUGUGCAGGUUGGGUGACGUCUACGUCGAGCGAGGUAAGCGGACAGGAGAAGGUAGGAAAUUCACACAGGCGGCAGCUCUGUAUAACGCCUCCAUGGCCAGAACAGAUGGAGACAAACAAAACAUGAAAACAAAACUGCAAGAAACAAAAAGGCAAUUUCUUAGAAACACCUGUAACCUUGACUGUGAACCGUGUCCGUAUAGCAGCGCGUUAGAUCACAGAAAGGAACUGGACAACUUGCGCGCCCGUGCAAAAUCUCAGCUCGAAACGAUUCAUCAGGAACACAACCCUUAUCAGUAUGAUGAAGACGAUCCCGUCGUGAGAGAGGUAGAGAUCAAACGAGCUGAGGCAAUCAAGAACUUGUUUAAGAGCAUCACAGUUAGAAGGCAGGAGUUUAUCCAAGUACUGACAGAUGAAUGCAUUGCCAAACUCGGACCUCCUCCCUGUAAGUACGCUUUCAUCGGCAUGGGGUCACAGGCCACAGAAUUGGUGACGCCAUACUCCGACGUGGAGUUCGCCAUUCUGAUUGAGGAGGGGAAGUAUGAUGAUGAUACACGGAGGUACUUCAUAAAUCUCACACACUUCUUACAUCUGAAAGUCAUCAACCUUGGGGAAACCAUCCUCCCAGCUAUGGCCAUCCCAUCACUCAACGACUUUCUCUCAGAAGACCCAGAGAAAGACUGGUUCUACGACUCUGUCACACCUCGCGGCUUUGCCUUCGACGGCUUCAUGCCAUGGGCUUCGAAGACUCCGUUUGGAAGAGACGAAACCAAAAGCAAACCUCCCGUUAGUCUCAUCCAGACUCCUGCCGACCUGGCCAAGUAUCAGUAUAUCAGAAUAGCUCUAGCGGAAGGCUAUCACCUGUCAGACAUCCUCAGACGGGUGACCUACUUAACAGGAGAUGAGUCUUUGGUAGAUGAGUAUACAACCAUUGUCAACAAAAGCGUAGACCGUUCCCCUGCUCUGUCACGGUUGUCAGCAAUGCUAAUACUGAAGGAUGACAUUCGGGAAAUAAUCAAUGUUGAACCAACCGACCAACUUCUGGAUGUGAAGAAGGAAAUCUACCGUUUUCCCAGCGUGGCCGUUGAUAUAUUGAGUAUUUGCUGCGGUAUCACGAUCCCCAGUGUAUGGGGAAUGAUAGAAGAGUUAGAGAAGACACAGCGGAUCAGUCACGAAGAUGCCCACCACUUGACUGUACUGAUCAGCAUCUCAGCGGAGCUACGGUUAAGAACCUACAUUGCCAACGGAGGACAGAAGGACAAACUGUCUCCUCUCACGGAGAUGAAAACCGAACUGGGGAAACAUGACGUAGAUGACACGGUAGUUGAGUCAGUUUUCCACAUACCGGACUCUAAAAUGUUGUUUAGGUACUACUAUACAGCCUUUCCAUUAAAAAGAUGCAUUAUGGACACAGUUCAAAUUAAGAAGGAUCAAACCACAAAGUUAUUCCGAACAGCUAUUUUUGACAACUCAUCUCAAACCAGGGGUCGAAUAACACAUCAGCUCUGUUGGAGUCACCUUGGUGAUCAAAGAAAAGCUAUCAGUUAUUACGAGCAGUCACUGAAGAUGAUGAAAGCUAUCUAUGGCGAAACAACGCCACAUCCAAACAUUGCUUCAUCACUAAACAACAUUGGGACCUGUUGGAAUGAUCUUGGUUAUCAGAGAAAAGCCAUCAGUUAUCACGAACAGUCACUGAAGAUGAUGAAAGCUAUCUAUGGCGAAACAACGCCUCAUCCCUACAUUGCUUCAUCAAUAAACAACAUUGGGAACUGUUGGUGUGACCUUGGUGAUCAGAGGAAAGCUAUCAGUUAUCACGAACAGUCACUAAACAUGAGGAAAGCUAUCUAUGGCGAAACAACGCCACAUCCCGACAUUGCUAAAUCACUAAACAACAUUGGGAAAUGUUGGAGUGACCUUGGUGAUCAGAGAAAAGCUAUCAGUUAUUAUGAACAGUCACUGAAGAUGAGGAAAGCUAUCUAUGGCAAAACAACGCCACAUCCCGAUAUUGCUAAAUCACUUAUCACCAUUGGGAAAUUUUGGAGUGAUCUUGGUGAUCAGAGAAAAGCUAUCAGUUAUUAUGAACAGUCACUGAAGAUGGAAAAAGCUAUCUAUGGCGAAACAACGCCACAUUCAGGCAUUGCGUCAUCACUAAACAACAUUGGGUUAUGUUGGAGUGACCUUGGUGAUCAGAGGAAAGCUCUUAGUUAUCACGAACAGUCUUUGAAGAUGAAGAAAGCUAUCUAUGGGGAAACAACGCCACAUCCCGACAUUGCUUCAUCACUAAACAACAUUGGGAGCUGUUGGAGUCACCUUGGUGAUCAGAGAAAAGCUAUCAGUUAUUACGAGCAGUCACUGAAGAUGAUGAAAGCUAUCUAUGGCAAAACAACGCCACAUCCUAACAUUGCUAAAUCACUAAACAACAUUGGGACCUGUUGGAGUGACCUUGGUGAUCAGAGAAAAGCUAUCAGUUAUUAUGAACAGUCACUGAAGAUGAGCAAAGCUAUCUAUGGCAAAACAACGCCACAUCCCGAUAUUGCUAAAUCACUAAGCAACAUUGGGACAUGUUGGAGUGACCUUAGUGAUCAGAGGAAAGCUAUUAGUUACCACGAACAGUCGCUGAAGAUGAGGGAAGCUAUCUAUGGGGAAACAACGCCACAUCCCGAAAUUGCUUCAUCACUAAACAACAUUGGGAUAUGCUGGGGCAACGUUGGUGACCAGAGGAAAGCUAUCAGUUAUUCUGAACAGUCACUGAAGAUGAGGAAAGCUAUCUAUGACCUCGCCAUGUUGCAGGUGUGUGAGAAACUCCGUGAGGCGGACGAGAAGGGCAGGAGGUACGGACUAGCCCGGGCGGAGACAGGCUACCUCCGUGCCCUGGUGGACGCCAUGGCCGACACGGACAGGCUGGCGGAAGUGGAGCUGCUCAAAACUCUGGGCGACGUGAACGUGGAGAAGGGAAGACUCGGGAAGGACGUGGGGAAGUUCAACACAGCCUUGGCGCUUUAUCUGGCUGCCAUGGUACGGUGUUACCAUGAAGAACAGGCAGAUGGUAUAGAACACCGCUACCACUACACGGAGAGGCUUUUACAAGGGGUGUCGUCACAGGGUAAGGAACAGCCAACAGAAGACAAGGAGACGACUACACCUGCAAAGGUAGCGGCAAAGUUUCAAGAUCUGGACAAGAGAGGGGCUACCGGAGGUAACACAGACUCUUUGCUGGUUGGAUACGCACAGGUGAUGGUAGAGGCGAUAGUAAAGGACAACAGCAUGUUAGAAACAGAAGCUAUCAAGAGUCUGGGUGACGUGUACCUGAAAAGAGGAACAGAAACUGGGGACACUAGAUACUUGACCAGAGCUACUGCUCUGUACAACAGGGCACUGGCGCGGUGUCACAACGUUCAUGGAGCAGUUGUCAUUGUUCACCGCUUACUACACACCGCAAAAGUCAGACAAGACAUCACCACAACAAGAAACAAGUUUUACGUCGCCAUGUUGCGGGUGUGUGAGAAACUCCGUGAGGCGGACGAGAAGGGUAGGAGGUACGGACUAGCCCGGGCGGAGACAGGCUACCUCCGUGCCCUGGUGGACGCCAUGGCCGACACGGACAGGCUGGCGGAAGUGGAGCUGCUCAAAACUCUGGGCGACGUGAACGUGGAGAAGGGAAGAACCGGGAAGGACGUGGGGAAGUUCAACACAGCCUUGGCGCUUUACAUUGCUGCUAUGGUACGGUGUUACCAUGAAGAACAGGCAGAUGGUAUAGAACACCGCUACCACUACACGGAGAGGCUUGUACAAGGGCUGUCGUCACAGGGUAAGGAACAGCCAACAGAAGACAAGGAGACGACUACACCUGCAAAGGUAGCGGCAAAGUUUCAAGCCCUGGACAACAGACGGGCUACCAGAGGUAACACAGACUCUUUGCUGGUUGGAUACGCACAGGUUAUGGUAGAGGCGAUAGUAAACGACAACGACAUGUUAGAAACAGAAGCGAUCAAGAGUCUGGGCGACGUGUACCUGAAAAGAGGAACAGAAACUGGGAACACUAGAAACUUGAGCAGAGCUACUGCUCUGUACAACAGGGCACUGGCGCGGUGUCACAACGUUCAUGGAACAGUUGUCAUUGUUCACCGCUUACUGCACACCUCAAAAAUCAGGCAAGACAUCAACACAACAAGAAACAAGAGGUCAACACGUACGCAACAAGAACGGAAGGGCCACUUCUCUCCCUUCUCAGCUGCGCCAUCUAGCGAGGAAACCACCAGUCAACGUAACAAUGAGAUAUCUUACCGCAGGUACAUCCAGACGGCAGACCGUGAUGUGAGAAAUGGAGACCUGGAUGCAGCGGAGCAGAACCUAGCAGCCGCCCUGAAGCUUGUUCACGAUCGCAGUAAACCCAACAAGGCUAAAGAAGCCGACUGUCUGUGCAGGUUGGGUGACGUCUACGUCGAGCAAGGUAAGCGGACAGCAGAAGGUAGGAAAUUCACACAGGCGGCAGCUCUGUAUAACGCCUCCAUGGCCAGAACAGAUGGAGACAAACAAAACAUGGUAACAAAACUGCAAGAAACAGAAAAACAGUUUCUUAGAAAAACCUGUAACCUAGACUGUGAACCGUAUCCGUAUAGCAGCGCGUUAGAUCACAGAAAUGAACUGGACAACUCGCGCGCCUGUGCAAAAUCUCAGCUCGAAAUAAUUCAUCAGCAACACAACCCUUAUCAGUAUGAUGAAGACGAUCCCGUCGUGAGAGAGGUAGAGAUCAAACGAGCUGAAGCAAUGAAGAACUUGUUCAAGAGCAUCACUAAAGAAAGACGAGAGUUCAUCCAAAUACUGACAGAUGAAUGCAUCGCCAAACUCGGACCUCCUCCCUGUAAGUACGCUUUCAUGGGGUUGGGGUCACAAGCCACAGAACUGGUGACGCCGUACUCCGACUUGGAGUUCGCCAUUCUGACUGAGGAGGGGAAGGUCGAUGAUGAUACACGGAGGUACUUCCUAAAUCUCACACACUACUUACAUCUCAAAGUCAUCAACCUUGGGGAAACCAUCCUCCCAGCCAUGGCCAUCCCGUCACUCAACGACUUUCUCUCGGAAGACCCAGAGAAAGACUGGUUCUACGACUUCGUCACACCUCGCGGCUUCGCCUUCGACGGCUUCAUGCCAUGGGCGUCUAAGACUCCGUUUGGAAGAGACCAAACCAAAAGCAAACCUCCAGUUAGUCUUAUCCAGACUCCUGCCGAGUUGGCCGAAUAUCAACAUCUGCACAUCGCCCUGGCGGAAGGCUAUCACCUGUCAGACAUCCUCAGACGGGUGACCUACUUAACAGAGGAUGAGUCUUUGGUAGAGGAGUAUACAAGCAUUGUUAACAAAAGCGUAGACCGUUCCCCUGUUCUGUCGCGGUUGACAGCAAUUCUAAUACUAAAGGAUAAUAUUGGACAAAUAGAAAACGUUGAAGCAACGGACCAACUUCUGGAUGUGAAAAAAGAAAUCUACCGUUUUCCCAGCGUGGCCGUUGAAGUGUUGAGUAUUUGCUGUGGUAUCACGAUCCCCAGUGUGUGGGGCACGAUAGAAGAGUUACGCAAGACACAGCGGAUCAGUGAUGAAGAUGCCCACCACUUGACUGUGCUGAUCAGCAUCUCAGCAGAGCUACGUUUAAGAACUUACAUUGCCAACGGAGGACAGAAGGACAGACUGUCUCCUCUCACGGAGAUGAAAACCGAACUGGGCAAACAUGACGUAGAUGACACCAUCGUUGAAUCAGUUUUCCACAUACCGGACUCUAAAAUGUUGUUCAGGUACUACUAUACAGCCUUUCCAUUAAAAAUAUGUUUUAUCGAUACAGUUCAAAAGGAAAAUCAAACCACAAAUAUAUUCCCAACAGCCAUCUUUGACAACUCAUCUCAAACCAGGGGUCGAAUAACACAACAGCUGUUGCAGUUAGACGCAUCCGUACGUUACUUUGAGGCAGCACUAAAAGAGGCCGGUGGUGACGAGGAAAACCAGUUUGAAAUACUUUUUGCGCUAGGCAAUGUCACUUACAGGCGCGGUGACUAUGAGAAAGCGAUCGGCUACUACAAACAGGCACUUAGCAUUGGAAAUACUAUUCAUGCAGGCACCGAAAUACGUCCCGUACUUUCCUCGUUACUUGGAAACAUUGGGGCAUGUUGGAGCGGCCUUGGCGAUCAGAGAAAAGCUAUCAGUUGUCACGAUCAGUCACUGAAGAUAUGGAAAGCUAUCUAUGGCGAAACAACGCCACAUCCCGACAUAGCUUCAUCACUAAAUAACAUUGGAGCAUGUUGGAGUCACCUUGGCGAUAAGAGAAAAGCUAUUAGUUAUUACGAACAGUCACUGAAGAUGAAGAAAGCUAUCUAUGGCGGGACAACAGAACAUCCCAGCAUUGCUGGAUCACUACACAAUAUUGGGGCAUGUUGGAACGACCUUGGUGAUCAGAGAAAAGCUAUCAGUUAUUUCGAACAGUCACUGAAGAUGAGGAAAGCUAUCUAUGGUGAAACAACGCCGCAUCCCGACAUUGCUUCAUCACUGAACAACAUUGGGACACGUUGGAGUGAGCUUGGUGAUCAGAGAAAAGCUAUCAGUUAUUUCGAACAGUCACUGAAGAUGAUGAAAGCAAUCUAUGGUGAAACAACGCCACAUCCUGACAUUGCUUCAUCACUAAACAACAUUGGGACCUGUUGGGGUGACCUUGGUGAUCAGAUAAAAGCUAUCAGUUAUUUCGAACAGUCACUGAAGAUGAUGAAAGCUAUCUAUGGCGAAACAACGCCACAUCCCGACAUUGCUAAAUCACUAAACAACAUUGGGAACUGUUGGAGUGGCCUUGGUGAUCAGAGAAAAGCUAUCAGUUAUUAUGAACAGUCACUAAAAAUGAGGAAAGCUAUCUAUGGCGAAACAACGCCACAUCCCGACAUUGCUGGAUCACUAAACAACAUUGGGACCUGUUGGGGUGACCUUGGUGAUCAGAGAAAAGCUAUCAGUUAUCAUGAACAGUCACUGAAGAUGAUGAAAGCUAUCUAUGGUGAAACAACGCCGCAUCCCGACAUUGCUUCAUCACUAUAUAACAUUGGAAUCUGUUGGCACAAACUCGGUGAUCACAGUAAAGCCCUCAGCUCUUACGAACAGUCACUGAAGAUGAUGAAAGCUAUCUAUGGUGAAACAACGCCACAUCCUGACAUUGCUUCAUCACUAAACAACAUUGGGACCUGUUGGGGUGACCUUGGUGAUCAGAUAAAAGCUAUCAGUUAUUUCGAACAGUCACUGAAGAUGAUGAAAGCUAUCUAUGGUCUGGCACAUCCCAACAUUGCACUAGUAAUGGACAACAUUAGAUCCUGUAAAAGUACCCUCCCCGAGUAAAGUAAAGCCGUUAGUAGAUAUAGCAAAUA